Miniopterus natalensis is the source of this 1638-nucleotide messenger RNA. The record is from RefSeq and is a predicted model, not a curated record. Lineage: Eukaryota; Metazoa; Chordata; Mammalia; Chiroptera; Miniopteridae.
GAGGAGCAGAGGUGGCAGCCGCUCAGGCGCAUCACCUGGGCAGGGGGGCCGGCUGACAGGAGAGCGAGGACCUGGUGGCUCCGGUCCCCAAAAGUCACAGGGGGAGGCCCCAAGGGGCCACAGUGCUGUAAACAGACAUGGUCCCCUGCACAGGGCUCAAGCCGCAGACAGAGGCAGAGCUGGGAGCCACCGCAUUCAUCGGCCAGGAAGUUCUGGCCCCAAUGUGUUUAUUUUGAUAAGUGACCACCUCCCUGUUCUGGCCCUUGCAGCUUCUGGACAAUUGUAGGGGUUGCUGCCCUCAUCCUGCUGCUGGUAGCCCUGUUGGCGCGAUUACUCGUCAAAAGAAAACCACCCCGGGACCCGCUGUUCUACGUGUACGCGGUUUUCGGGUUUACCAGCGUGGUGAACCUCAUCAUAGGACUGGAGCAGGAUGGAGUCAUCGACGGGUUCAUGACGCACUACCUGAGAGAGGGCGAACCGUACCUGAACACCGCGUAUGGGCACAUGGUCUGCUACUGGGACGGCUCUGCUCACUACCUGAUGUACCUGGUGAUGGUGGCAGCCAUCGCAUGGGAGGAAAGUUACAGAAACAUUGGCCUGUACUGGGUGGGAUCCAUUAUGAUGAGCAUGGUUGUUUUUGUGCCAGGAAACAUUGUAGGGAAGUUCGGGACACGGGUUUGCCCUGCGUUUUUCUUAAGCAUACCCUACACAUGUCUUCCUGUUUGGGCUGGUUUCCGAAUUUACCAUCAGCCGUCAGAAAAUUAUCAUUAUCCCUCCAAGGUUGUUCAAGAAGUCCAGGCGAAGGACCUGCUGAGAAGACCAUUGGACUGUAUGUUGGUCAUAUGUCUCCUCCUGGCAACUGCAUUUAGCCUGUUCAGAGGCCUGAUUGCUCUGGACUGCCCAGCCGAGCUCUGCCGAUUCUAUACGCAGUUUCAAGAGCCCUACCUGAAGGAUCCUGCUGCUUAUCCUAAAAUACAGAUGCUCGCGUACCUCUUCUAUUCUGUCCCUUAUUUCCUGGUGGCACUUUACGGCUUAGUGGUACCUGGAUGCUCCUGGAUGGCAGACGUGACGCUGGUACACGCGGGAGGCCUUGCUCAGGCCCAGUUUUCCCACAUCGGUGCCUCUCUUCACGCCAGGACUGCGUACAUCUACCGAGUCCCCGAGGAAGCCAAAGUCCUGUUUCUGGCGGUAAACGUAGCCUACGGGCUGCUUCCUCAGCUCCUGGCCUGCCGCUGCAUCUACAGGCCCGAGUUCUUCGUGAAAACAAAGGCGGGUGAGAAAGCGGAGUGAAGUCGUGGCCCCGCCGGGCUCUUCUCUCCACGACAGACUGCGACGCCCCCGCACCAAGGCUCUGUCCCGCCCCACUCCCCCCCACGCUCCUUCUGUACUGCACCUGAGCUACGUGUGGGACUGUGGGGGUCCGUUUUUGAAGGAAAGCUGAAGCUGUUGAAAGUUUGUUUCAAGGAUAUAUUCAGAAUUUUUUUGUGAAUGAACUCAACUGCCUAUCUCAGUGUUCUGUUUGCACGUGUUAAAUGUAAGUGUGAAAAAAUUACACCUUCGCUCCUACAGCAGUGAGCGUGGAAGGAGAACCAUUCAAAAGCGAACACGGCGUAUGCGCAUCAAGACUCACAGCAGCCG